AUGGAUCACAACGUUAACAAUCUGAAUUUCUUAAUUAUGAAUGGCUUUGCGCUACAUAUGAUGAAUCAACUACAAGUGGCGAAAAAUUCUUCAAUGCUUGCGAAUUCAAUGAGUUCCCAUAAUGAGAGGCCAAAAAGAAUUUCCCGCAAAAAUGCUUCAACAAAUAACCAUAUUCUGCAGUAUAAAUGCGAAGGAUGUGGGAAAUUGUAUUUCUCGAGAGCAUCCAUAAUCAGACAUAGAUUGUCUUGCCAUCGUAUUGCUCACACGUGUACCUUGUGCUCCUCUCCAUUGUCAGCUCGUGAGACACCAAAAAGUCAUUUGCAAAAGGUUCAUGGAAUAAAAAAUCCACUUGCAUGCCGCUGCUGCCCUUAUUAUUACAUCAACAAACAUGAUUUGAAUGUUCAUAAAUCCGGUGGAAUUGUUCAGCCAGCUAUUAUAAUAACUAUCAAAAGUUCGACGAUUGGACAAUGUUUGAAUGGAAACAACGGAGCGGGUAGAUAUGGAGAAGAUCCUACUUUCCGGGACUUCCUGAUGAUUCGGAAGCAGAAUGCAAGAAAAUCACGACUUCUCGUUUCGAAAGACACCAAUCAACCUAGCAGAGAACCGACGAAAGUAAGAAGUUUCAUGAUUAAGGACAUUUUAAAUCUCUGUGAUUAA
This is a messenger RNA of Caenorhabditis elegans, 657 nucleotides long. It is a transcript of the gene F59B2.14, whose product is annotated as C2H2-type domain-containing protein. The coding region runs from base 1 to 657 and encodes 218 amino acids. NCBI's taxonomy places the organism in Eukaryota, Metazoa, Nematoda, Chromadorea, Rhabditida, Rhabditidae. The record is from RefSeq and is marked reviewed. The transcript has 5 exons.